Messenger RNA from Hordeum vulgare subsp. vulgare (domesticated barley), 6102 nucleotides. RefSeq names its product lysine-specific histone demethylase 1 homolog 3. Lineage: Eukaryota; Viridiplantae; Streptophyta; Magnoliopsida; Poales; Poaceae. The transcript is spliced from 8 exons. Bases 43 to 5430 code for a protein of 1795 amino acids. The record is from RefSeq and is a predicted model, not a curated record. Gene Ontology annotation, molecular function: protein binding; oxidoreductase activity.
GCCGGGACGGAAGAUCUGCAGGAGGGCGGCGACGUCGAGGACAUGGGCGAGGGCGUCGCCGACGAGGGCGGCGACCUGGAGGCCCCCGCGAAUGUGGUUCCUGGGGAGGACGGCGUGAAAGUCCCCGGCGGCGAUUUAGGGUUGGGGGACUCCCUGUCGGUGCUCUUCAGGAAGCCUGGCCGCAAGCCUCGGCAGCAGGCCUCGAAGAAUGAGGAGGCAGAUGGUGUGGAGGCUGCCGAUUCGCAGGCUGAGGAGGCCCUCAAUGGCGGAUCUGGUGGCCUGGGUUCAGACGAGGCUGCCAAGGGCACCAAGAAGAGGCGAAGGCGGCGCACCAAGGCGGAGAUGGAGGAGAUGAGGGCUGCCGCCGCCGCCGCUGCAGAGAAUUAUGCGAAUGCAAUGGCAGGUGAUGGGUCUCCCAGGAGGUCAAAGGCGAAGCCAAAGGCUGCUUAUUCUGAUAGGUGCUCUAGGGCUGCCGCCCGUCGAGCCGUUGGAGAAUUGGCGGGAUUGCCCGUUGGAGAAUUGGCGGCUCCCGGGCCUCCCCCUGUUUCAGAAAGGAAUCCCAAUGAUAAAGAAGAGGCUGCGGAUAAAGAAGAGGCUGUGGAUAAAGAAGAGGCUGCGGAUGAUGGUUUAUCGCUGGGAGAGACGCUUCUGCAAGACGUGGAGACCAGUAGAAUUGUGGAGGAUGGAUCUAGAAACUCUUCUGACGCGGCAAGUCAUUGCGUCAAACUCCCAGCAAGGGCUGAUAACUGCCGUGGCUUAAAUCCUUGUUCAGGAGGAGAACCUGCUGAAAAAGCAUCUCACAGUGCGGCCAAUGCAUCCGCUGAUGGUGUUUCUGAUGCACGGACAUGCUCCGAAACCUUAGCAGAGGAUGCAAAGGCUGAUGCAGUUUUUUCUCAAGAUAAGCCACCGGCGCCAACCCUCAAAAGGAAACCUGGUCGAAAACCAAAAGAAGCGCCCAAGAAACCUGUUAGAAGGAAGGACUUGCCUAAGGUUAGUGCCGAUGAUAAACCAGUUGAGAUAGCAGAAAGUGAUGCAUCGUCAAAGCAGCGGCAGCGCAAAAAUAAAUUUCUCUUGGCAAGGUCUACCACUGUGCAGUCUAAUUCCUCGCUGGACAAUAAAGCAGGUAGUGCAGGCGACAUUAAAUAUGGCAAUAUCAAACCAAAUGCAGCUGUGCCAACAGAAGAAAGCUUAGAUCAGCCAGCUGCUUAUGGGGUUCGUGAGUCCCGUGCCGCAAAGGAUUCACGUGCUUCUCAUAACAUGGCAGCAUCUGCAAAAGAAAUCAAUAUCAUUGACGUGGCAGCACCAUCCAAUUUUGAGGACAUGGAGAAUGCAUCAAAGGUGAAACGCCUAACACGAAAUUCUAGGAAACGUAAACAUGGUGACAUGGCAUACGAGGGAGAUGUUGAUUGGGAAACUCUGAUGCAUGAGCAGGGGCUGUUCUCGAACCCCGCAGCAAGUUUUGCAGAUCAAUCUGUGAAACCAAAAGAUAAAAUUAAAGCGUUGGAAGUUCUCGAGAACGGAGGUGUUGCUGCCGUAAGUGCUGGCCUAAUGGCGGAGGCUGUUUCUCCAAUGGAAAAGCUAAAAUUCAAGGAUGUUCUGAAGCGGAAGGGUGGCCUUAAGGACUAUCUAGAAUGCAGGAACAUGAUCCUAAGUUGCUGGAACAAGGAUGUUAAACAUCUAUUGGAUCUUGCAGAUUGUGAUCUUUCUAAUAUUCCCAUGGAAGAUGAUUCACCACGUCAAAUACUUAUACGCGAUGUGUACCGUUUCUUAGAUCAGAAUGGUUACAUAAAUGCUGGAAUUGCAUCGGCCAAGGUGACAAAGGAUCAUGGAACUCUCUGUUCGGAGGUUGUGGAAGCAGCCAAGUUAAAUGAAUUACCUAAAAUGGAGCCAGUCAGGGUUGAAGGUGACAUUCUUGCUGUAUCCCUUCAGAAUAAAGAUCAUGAUCAAGUUGCUCUGGGACCUUUGACAGAAGAAUCGAAGGAAAAUAAUGUCCCUGACGCUCACUGCGACGUCCAGGAGUUGAUACCUCACUUACAGUCCAAAGAACAGGCAUUUGAAGAAAAGAAUCUGGAUGUAUCAACUGAAGCUGGAGGUGCAUUACUACCAUCGAUCAAUAUUAGUUCAGUUGGAAACACUGAAGGCCCCAGUCUCGAUAAACCAGAAGCAGCUGUUAUUGAACAUCCUGGAAACAACUGUGAGGUAAAUCAUAGAGUUGAAUCUGGAGGGCACUGCAAAAAGAUAAUCAUUGUGGGAGCUGGUCCGGCCGGUUUAACUGCAGCACGCCAUUUACGGCGUCAAGGUUUUGCUGUCACAGUUCUCGAGGCGCGCGAUAGGAUUGGUGGCCGUGUUUAUACAGAUCGUACAUCGCUUUCAGUUCCUGUGGAUUUGGGUGCUAGCAUUAUUACGGGUGUGGAGGCUGAUAUAGCAACUGAACGAAGGGCUGAUCCAUCCUCUUUGAUUUGUUCUCAGCUUGGUCUUGAACUGACUGUACUGAAAAGUGCUUGCCCUCUCUAUGAUGUAGUAAGUGGCAACAAGGUUCCCGAUGAUUUGGAUGAUGAGUUGGAAUCUGAAUACAACGGCCUUCUUGAUGAAAUGGAACAACUUUUUGAACAAAAUGGUGAAAGUGCGCUGGGUUUAUCCCUUGAGGAUGGGUUGGAAUAUACUCUUAGGAAGAAACGUGCAGCCCAUGUUGUUUCUUCUGUGGGACAUGAUGACCAGUUAAUAAGUAUGUCCAAUAGAGGAGGUGUAGACAUUUCCAAGAAUGCUUCAACAGAAAAGGAGAUAGCUCAUUGUGGGGAGGAUGAUAAGACAGAUGUUCUCAGUCCUCUUGAAAGAAGAGUUAUGAACUGGCACUUUGCACAUUUAGAGUAUGGUUGUGCUGCAAUGCUCAAAUCUGUCUCUCUUCCGUACUGGAACCAAGAUGAUGUGUAUGGAGGGUUCGGAGGACCUCACUGCAUGAUUAAAGGUGGUUAUGGCGCUGUUCUUGAGAGCCUUGCAGAAGGACUUGAUGUUCAGUUAAAUCAUGUUGUAACUGAAGUAAUGUACAGGCCUGAUGAGUCAGAUGCUAGUAGAAUUAGUGGAAAAACUGUUAAAGUUUGCACUUCGAAUGGAGCUGAAUUUGUGGGAGAUGCUGUGCUGAUCACUGUUCCUCUUGGAUGCUUGAAAGCACAUGCAAUCAAAUUUUCUCCUUCCUUGCCGGACUGGAAAACAUCUUCCAUUGACAGGCUUGGAUUUGGUGUUCUAAAUAAAAUAGUAAUGGAGUUUCCUGAGGUCUUUUGGGAUGAAAAUGUAGAUUAUUUUGGUGCAACUGCGGAACAAACAGAUUUAAGGGGACAAUGCUUUAUGUUUUGGAAUCUCAAAAAGACAGUCGGCGCACCAGUUAUAAUAGCUCUACUUGUUGGGAAGGCUGCUAUAGAUGGACAGAGUAUCAGUUCUGAUGCUCAUGUUAGCAAUGCUAUGGUGGUUCUCCGUAAGCUCUUUACGGAUGCUGCUGUACGAGAUCCAGUGGCGUCAGUUGUCACAAACUGGGGCCUUGAUCCUUUUAGUAGAGGUGCUUACUCUUAUGUUGCAGUAGGAGCAUCAGGGCAAGAUUAUGACAUCAUAGGCCGGCCAGUUGCAAACUGUUUAUUUUUUGCUGGGGAAGCAACAUGCAAAGAGCAUCCAGAUACUGUUGGUGGUGCAAUUUUAAGUGGUCUUCGAGAAGCAGUUCGGAUUAUUGACUUGGUACACAGUGGCAAGGAUUAUGUGGCUGAGGUGGAAGCUCUACAAACGUACCAAGUGCAAUCAGAUAGUGAAAGAAAUGAAGUCAGAGACAUGUCAAAUAGACUUGAAGCACGUGAACUUUCAACUGCUCUAUGCAAAAACUCAUCUGAUGCAUCAUAUGCAGUAGCUAGCAAGGAAUCUGUACUGCAAGAAAUGUUUUUCAGUGCGCAAACUACACCAGGGCGCCUACAUUUGGCCAAGGAGCUACUGAAACUCCCUUCAGAUGCUCUCAAAUCAUUUGCUGGGUCUAAAGAAGGGCUAACUAAACUAAACUCUUGGAUACUUGAUUCACUGGGAAAAAAUGCAACUCAACUGUUGCGGCAUUGCGUACGCUUGCUUUUGCUUGUUUCUACCGAUCUGGUAGCUGUUCGCUUGUCUGGAAUUGGGAGGACUGUAAAAGAAAAGGUCUGUGUGCAUACAAGUCGAGAUAUACGUGCCAUAGCUCGCCAGUUGGUCAGUAUGUGGAUAGAAGUUUUCCGUAAAGAAAAGGCUAGCAAUGGCGCCCUCAAAUUGCUGCGCCGAUUGCCAUCAGUUGAAUCGAGCAAGACUAGGAGUAAGGAUCUACAUUCAGGAAUGCGUGUUCCGCAUGUGCCAAAUGAAGCAGGUGCACAGCGUGUAAGAUCUGCUGGGAGCCAUUCACCUCACAGAACUAGCAAGAAGCCUGACAAGAUUGUGAAAUUAUCUAGUAUAAUGGCUACAAAGUCUGAUGGCAGCUCACUUCGUUCCCCGAAGCAACACCAUGAUCCAGAACCCAAGGCUAAUCAAGGCAUGGUUAUGUCUGAGGAAGAAGCAGCUGCAUUUGCUGCUGCGGAGGCUGCUCGAGCUGCUGCGAUAGCAGCUGCACAGGCAUAUGCAUCCGCAGAGGCAGUGAUAAGUAAGCCUCGGGAACUCCCAAAGAUACCAUCAUUUGGAGAUUUUGCAAGGCGUGAUCAUCAUUUGGAUGAAUCUGAUACAAGAAAGAAAAUGGCAAGUGACAACCAUGGGAGACUUGAAUGCAUAUCAGAGAUUGAUUCCAGGAAUGGCAAAACUAAGAACUCAUCAGCUGAGCAUGCCAAUUGUCCUGAUGUUGACAGCUCGAAAAUGACUGUUGAUAACUGUACCCAGAGGAGCUAUUCAAAUGAGAAAGCCUGCCUAAUUAAUAUUAGGGACAAUUCUGCAGAGAGUGGAGCUGUAGACAGUCGGUUUACUAGGGCAUGGGUUGAUAUUGAUGCAGUCUCCAUUGAUGGUGUCAAACAUCCUCUAGCCAUUGAGAGGUGGCAAGCACAAGCAAUGGAAGCAGAUAAAGAAUUCUACAGUCGGAUACGCAUACCCUUGGAAGAAGAUUCAGGUAGCCAAAAGCAGACAUGCAAAAGUUCUGCCUCGCAGGUUGCAGAAAGCAAGCCUGCAUCAGAAGGACAAUCCCGAGGUGUAGAACAUAUAAAACAGGGGCUUAUAAGUUUCAUUAGCACACUGCUGAUGCCACUUUACAAAAGUAAAAAGAUCGACAGGGAGGCAUACAAGACAAUGAUGCGGAAAGCUGUCACAAAGAUCAUUGAUGCAUGCACCGAAGGAGAGAAGCUGAUGACUGCCAAUGAAUUUCUUGAUUUUAGAAGGAAAACUAAGAUUCAAACAUUUGUGGAUAAGUUGGUCGAGCGGCAUUGGCAUCUGGCUCCAGCCCCCAAAUCAUAGCAUGUACAUAUCUAGGAAGCUGUUACAUGUGGGCAAGCAAAUUUCACCCUGCAGACUUUGCUGUCGCUCAUCAGUCAUUGGCUCCAUGGGACCUAAAAGAAGCAGACAUGGUCCACAUUCCUCGGGGGCAAAAUUAGACCAUGAACCAGAUUGGCACAUUCAUCCUUGUAUUGAAUUUGAUAUCAUCUCCAUCAUCAUCGUCGUAGCAAUGGCUUCCUAGACCUCUGUGCAUUCAGACAAACAUGGCAGCGCAUGCAGUGAACUUGUGGGGCGAGUUGAAUUCUAUGGCUUGUACCGAAGUGGCAUAUGAAGGUCUGGGAAUUCAAGCAUCCCGCAUGGUCAGUAUGCAACGGUGGCUCGAGUGUAUCCCUGGACAGUAGUUUUAGGUCAGCGUAGCGGAUCCCAUGUUGUUGUUUGAUCAAAGAAAACUGACACCAGACUAGACCCCAUCUUUUCUCCCUUUGUUGUACAGACCAUAGCUCCGUAUCCUGUUCCUAGCAAUCACCUAACUCAUAGUUGGUCGUGUUAAAAGUCGUUGCGGUUUGGCGGAGAUGGUUGGCAUCCGCAGGUUGCUGCAGCCCUCUGUAUAUCCCCCAGCUGCUUAUACUGGUCACCAUUUAUGACUGCUAAGUGCCAUAUGGUGCCAAAAGAAGUUAUGAUUUUCCUCCAAAA